Molecule: messenger RNA, 2298 nt
Organism: Dichotomopilus funicola
Lineage: Eukaryota; Fungi; Ascomycota; Sordariomycetes; Sordariales; Chaetomiaceae
Exons: 4
Coding region: 1-2298 (765 amino acids)
Biological process (GO): transcription initiation at RNA polymerase II promoter
Cellular component (GO): transcription factor TFIID complex
Molecular function (GO): protein binding; RNA polymerase II general transcription initiation factor activity
Source: RefSeq, a predicted model, not a curated record
AUGUCAAACCCAACACCCCCCGUCGGAAUGCAGGGUUCGUACGGGGGUCAACCUCAAUCCGCAGGUGGUGCCGGCAACAACCCGCCCGCGGCCACGUCCAGCACGAGCAACCCGCCAUCCGCCCAAAAUCUCAAUCAAAUUGUUACGGACUAUUUGAAGAAAAAGGGCUUCACCAAAACCGAGGCGAUUUUCCGCCAAGAGACAGCUUUCUUGGGCCCCGAUGGGCGGCCUGCGCAACGGAACGAAGAGUCGGGUCCGAAAAAGUACCAGAAGGCUUUCCUCUUAUUACGGAACUGGAUCGAAAACAAUCUCGACAUCUAUAAGUUCGAGUUAAGAAAGUUGCUCUGGCCCGUUUUCGUCUACUCGUACAUCGAGCUUGUCAGCCAGGGCUAUACCGAUGAUGCGAAGCAUUUCCUCGAGACUCUGCGGUCCCAGUUUGAUGCGGUACAUCAGGACGCUCUCGCUCUACUGGCUACCGUCACACUCCCUCAACACGUCGAAGAAAACAAAACAACUCGACUGUAUCGUGAGAACAAGUACCGCAUUCCACUGAACCAAUCACUCUCGGGAAAUUUGUUCCACUUUCUUGAGCGCGAGUCCGAUGAAGGCGGUGCGACGAUUACCUACUUGUUGCAGACGCAUUGUAGCGUUGAAACGAGCGCUCGUGGACCUAUCGAGCCUUACAGCUUUGAGGCCAUCUACCGCCGCGCCCAGAAUCUUGACCUGGAUGAGGCCGAUGCGCAGGAAGGCAUCCCAGGCGUUUUUACCGGCGUUUCUAACCGCGAUGUUCUCGACACUAGUGCCAAGCUGAAGCUCGGCCCUAUGCCCCUCGAACCCGAGCUAAGAGAUGAUGUUCGGGCCGAACUAGAGGAUGAGGACCAGCGUCAUCCACCGGCCGACGGCCGGCCCUCGUUGGUCGAAGAGUUUGACAAACGCAUCAAACGCGAGGACAGCCCAGAUGCGCCCUCACGUACCGACCUACCGCUUCCACCCUCCCGUGCGAGGGAUGUCGUAAUGGAGAUGCAGAAAGUACGUGAGAAUCGUGACCGAUUCCGGAUUGAAGGCCGGACCGGGGGCGUCGGAGUCCCAAUCUCGUCAUGCAUGUUCACGUUUCACAACACACUGGGAAGCGCUUCUUGCAUGGAUUUCUCCAAUGACCACCGACUCGUUGCCGUGGGCACUAUGGAUUCCUACAUUCGGGUGUGGUCCUUGGAUGGGAAGCCACUCUCGACCAGCAUCGAGGGCGAAAAAGAUCUCAAGGUAAACAACCGUAAGCUCAUCGGACAUUCUGGCCCGGUCUACGGCGUGUCCUUUUCGGACUCAAUCGCCAACUUGGGUCGCAACAUUUACGGCGAGGGCGAGGAGAAGAAACCGGACACGGGCACCAAGUUGCUCUUGUCAUGCUCAGCGGACGGUCAGAUCCGACUUUGGUCACUGGACGUUUGGGCAUGUUUGUGCAUUUACAAAUCCCAUUACGGGCCAGUCUUCCGCGUCCUCUGGAGUCCCCAUGGGCAUUAUUUUGCCACCGGCGGCUGGGACAAGACAGUUCGUGUCUUCUCUCAAGACCAUGCCUCGGCGCAGCGCCUCAUGGUGGGCCACGACACCAGCAUCUCCGCACUGGCCUGGCAUCCGAACGGCACGUACGUCUUUUCGGCGUCGGACGAGAUGGACAAAUCGAUCCGCAUGUGGUCAAUUUCGACAGGGAACUGCGUUCGGGUUUUCACCGGCCACACCCACUACAUCAGCGCGUUGCAGUGUGCCCAUAAUGGAAAAAUCCUUGCGAGUGCCGACUCUGGAGGAAACAUCAUUCUCUGGGACAUUGACAAGGGUACGCGGAUUAAGCGGUGCCGCGGCCAUGGCAAAGGCGGAAUUCCCUCCCUCAGCUUCAGCGCCGAGUCGAACGUUCUCGUAUCGGGUGGCCUGGACGGCACCGUUCGCGUCUGGGACGUCGAGCUACCUGCGGAUCCGAACAAGGCCAACCCCCUCGCGGGAGGCGCCGUCCAGGCAGCUGCACAAACCGACGGGGCGGUCGCUGGCGAUACCAUCGCCGUUGGGGGUUCCGUGGAUCGAGGCAGCAUCACGGUCGGUGGGCAGGCACCACCGGCGCCUGGUCCGACCGGAUCCGGAAGCGGAGGAGGCACAGGCGGAGGAGGCACUGGGAAGAAGAAGGGCAAAGAGGUUCAAAUCACCCCGGAUCAGAUCAGUGCUUUUGCGACCAAGAGAACGCCGGUCAUGAACGUACAGUUCACACGCAUGAACCUGAUUGUUGCGGGCGGUUGCUAUGACCCUGAGCGCUAG